AUGAAAUCAUGGAAUUCAGACACCGAGAACAGGUUGGUGAUCAACAGAGGUGGAGGAAUCAUUCAUCCCAACGAUUCCAUUGUCAAUUAUGAUAUGUUUAUCCUCAUUGGCAUCCCUGGCCUGAAGGAGCUGCACAUGUGGAUCUCCAUCUCCUUCUGCCUGAUGUACCUGGGGGUUGUGUCAAGAAAUGUUAUCCUGAUCCUCGUGGUGGCAGUCGAAUGCAGUCUUCAUGAACCCAUGUACCUCUUCCUCUCCAUGUUGGCUUUUUGGGAUCUGAUGCUAUCCACAUCCACAGUACCCAAAGCCCUGAGCAUCUUCUGGUUUGAUGAUGUGGACAUCUCUUUUGGUGGUUGUGUAACCUAUCUCUUCUUUACGCAUUUUGCCUUUGUAGUGGAGUCAGGCAUUCUCUUGGCCAUGACUUUUGAUCGUUAUGUGGCCAUCUGCUACCCACUGAUGUAUACCACCAUUCUUAGCCAUGGUGUCAUCAGCAAAAUAGGGGGUGCUGUAGUGCUCAGGAGUUUUGCAACUGUUUUCCCCAUUAUCUUCCUAGUGAAGCAUCCCUUCUGCUGGACAAACAUCAUUGCCCACACAUUUUGUGAACACUUGGGGCUGGCAAAGCUGGCUUGUGCUGAUAUCACCAUCAACAUUUGGUAUGGAAUCUCUGUGCCAUUACUCAGUGUUGUGCUAGAUAUGGUGACAAUAGUCAUCUCCUAUGGGCUUAUUCUCCGGGCAGUCUUCAGGUUGCCAUCCCACGAUGCGUGAAUGAAAUCCCUUAGCACGUGUGGUUCCCAUAUCUGUGUCAUCCUCAUGUUCUACCUUCCAGGGAUUUUUACUGUCAUUGCUCAUUGUUGGAGCAAACAUAUCCACAUCCUGUUAGCCAAUCUCUAUGUUCUUGUUACCCCCAUGAUGAACUCAAUUAUCUAUGGAGUAAAGACCAAACAGAUUCGGUGGCUGAGUGGACCUUGUGUUUUAUUUGAAAAGGAAAUGUUGCUGAGGAUAACUGACUCUUGUGGUUUUUUAGAGUUCAUGUUGAUUGUGGAGUUUCAGUGGGAUGGCCAGGAGGUGUUACCAAAUACAGAGUCGGCUAUGUGGGACAGAGAAAGAAUUGGGAGUAGAACUUUGGAUGUGGGAAUUUUCAGCAUGCAGAUGGUUAUUGAAUUUAUGAGCUUACUGGGUGCUAAACAAGCCUAUGAAUAA
Molecule: messenger RNA, 1197 nt
Organism: Leptonychotes weddellii (Weddell seal)
Lineage: Eukaryota; Metazoa; Chordata; Mammalia; Carnivora; Phocidae
Source: RefSeq, a predicted model, not a curated record